UCCAGCAGUCAGAGGAGACCGUAGGAGCAGGACAGCAGGCAGGCUGUGCGUCAGCCGGUGCUCCAUAGGGAAACAUGGAGAUAAGCAGGAGAGGACACAGGAGCGCAGAGUAACGGGAUCAUAUAGAUGGAUGUUGUUUCAUUAACAAACAGGCAACCUGAAGGCAACCCACGCAGAGGAUAAACCACUUAUGGACGCAGUGGAUUAAAGACCUGCAGACAGACUGAGAGGCAGAGAGAGGGAGAGGGGAACCGAAAAGGAGAAAUUGAUCAGUUUACUUAUUUAUUUCCAUUGACGGAGGGUGUGCACUUUCUGUGUGUGUGUGUGGCUGCAGAAAGUAGGAGACUAUAUUGCUGUUCUCCAGCACCACAUGGAAAAAAAGCCUUCAGAGCUGAAUAUUUUUGUGUUUUCUCUCCCUCUCUCUCUGCAUGGAUGUGUUCCACCAUUGUGCAGUAACACUCAAUAUGCAUGUGUGAGGGCUGAGAAUGAAAAGAUAAUGAUGAGUCUGAAGUGAGUCACAGAGCCUGAUUUUAAAAUUCUCUGUUUUUUUGGUUGGAUUGUUGGAAACAGGCUAAAAGAAAAUUUGCUUUUUCUUUUCCUCAAAUGUGCAAGCUUUUCUGGGGCCUUGUGUGGAGAUCCGCAGGGCUGCCACUAGGGAAACUUCUCGCCUCUACACCCCAGAGAGGUAGAGGAAUCAUCAGGUAGGAGGUGGCAGAACAAGUGGGCCUGAGCGGCCAGCAGUAGAGAGUAGGAGGAAGAGUUUGUGUCGUAGACUGUGUAGGCCGGUGGAGCUGCCUGAUGGUUGAAACUCUAGCUGAGAGAGGAUAAUGGCAGCUUUGGGCCAAUUCUUCUCCUCUCCCACCUGCAUCAGCUGCAAACAAACUGAGAGGUGCUAGCCAAAACUCUUUAGAGCCCGCCAGAAGAAUGGUGUGAUCAGUGUCCUGCGGUCUGUCCUACCUUGCUGGAAGACCCCUACACAACUUAGAGGGGCCACACUUCAUCGUUCACCUCUUUUAUUUUUCCUUCUGCCCCGAGCUCUUCAUCUGUGUGGGAGACAUCUCUUUUCCACUCCAGCCUCCUAACCCUCAACCUCACCAGCCUACAAACUCAGCUCAGUGGCUCUCUUCUAGCACCAACCUGUCCUUCUUUUUCCUCCCUCUCUUUUCUUUUUCUUUUCUUUUUCUUUUUGUCGAGGCUUCAAGGGAAUUGCCAAGAGCUGUUUCAUGCAUGUCCACUGGCGGCAGGUUCAACUUUGAUGAUGGGGGGUCAUACUGCGGCGGGUGGGAGGAGGGCAAGGCACAUGGCUACGGGAUCUGCACGGGGCCCAAGGGCCAGGGCGAGUACUGUGGCUCCUGGGCCCAUGGCUUUGAGCUGUUGGGUGUUUACACUUGGCCAAGCGGGAAUACCUACCAGGGCACCUGGGCUCAGGGGAAGAGACAUGGUCUGGGUGUUGAGAACAAAGGUCGCUGGUUGUACAAAGGCGAAUGGACUCAUGGCUUUAAAGGGCGGUACGGUGUGCGGGAGAGCACGGGGACGAGCGGAAAGUACGAGGGAACGUGGAACAACGGGCUGCAGGAUGGCUACGGAACGGAGACAUAUUCGGACGGAGGAACAUUUCAGGGCCAGUGGGUCGGUGGGAUGCGUCAUGGCUACGGAGUCCGGCAAAGUGUUCCGUACGGCAUGGCAGCUGUAAUCCGCUCCCCUCUGCGCACCUCCAUAAACUCUCUCCGCUCCAGUUCAGAGCACAGCAAUGGAACCGCAUUGCUGGACCGAACGGGCGCGCUGGUUCCUGGUCCGCCCACGGUUCCGGGAACUCUGACUACCAGCGUCUCCAUGUGCAGCACGGGCAGCAGCGGCAGCAGCCCCGCGGUGUCCCGGGGAGGCUUCGUGCUGACGGCGCACAGCGAGGCUGAGCUGCUGAAGGGGAAGAGGAAAGGAGGCCUGUUUCGGAGGUCAAUACUGUCUGGUCUCAAGCUGAGGAAGUCUGAGUCCAGAAGUUCUCUUGCGUCACAGAGGUCCAAACAGAGCUCGUUUAGGAGCGAGGCUGGCAUGAGUACUGUCUCCUCAGCUGCAUCUGAUAUCAACUCUACCAUCAGCCUUGGAGAUGCAGAUGCAGAACUGGCUGUUGCGGAUGAUGAUGUUGACGCUACAGCCACAGAGACCUACUGCGGGGAGUGGAAGAACGACAAGCGGACCGGAUUCGGUGUGAGUCGGCGGUCCGACGGGCUGCAGUACGAGGGGGAGUGGCUCAGCAACAAGCGGCAUGGCUACGGUUGCACCACCUUCCCCGACGGCACCAAGGAGGAGGGGAAGUACAAGCAGAACAUCCUGGUUAGCGGGAAAAGGAAGAACCUGAUCCCCCUCCGGGCCAGCAAGAUCCGGGAGAAGGUGGACCGGGCUGUGGAGGGGGCCCAAAAGGCGGCAGACAUCGCCCGGCAGAAGGCUGAGAUUGCUCUGUCCAGGACGGCCCACGCACAGGGUAAAGCAGAGGCAGCGGUGGGAGCAGCUCAGAAAGCUCAUGAUGAGAGUCGGAUGGCGAGGGUCACCGCCAAGCAGUUCUCCCCAUCCUUCCAGCACUCUGGAAAUGGUAUGGAGGUUCAGCGCCCCAAACGUCAGGUUUCCAGUGAAGUGGAGGGUGAGGGCCUGUCGAGUAGUGCCGGCACUGCGGAAAGCCCAGAUCUUUACACAAAAAGUGUUGGAUCUGAUGACCCCUCCAAUGAUGCCGCCACCCCCGACCUCAGCCCGCCCUCUUCUUCUCCACCGCACACGCCACCCCCACCUGCCCGGCCCUCGCAGCGCAGCAAGAGCGCUCGUUUCCACCGGCAGAGCGCAGUGGACCAUGGGGACAGGGGGAAGGAGGGGGCGGACAGAAGUGAGACAGGUGGGGAAAGGGGACACACAGAGAUUCAAGUGUUGAUGGAGGGCAGCGGGGGAGGUGAGGUUGGUGUAAAGGGGGAGUAUCCACGGGCCAACAGCUGGAGCGAAGACAGGAGGAGGGGAUUGCUGUCAAAAGGGGGGAGUGGGAUCAGUGGUCGAGGAGGAACCCGGACCAACGGACACAAACACAGCUCCUCCAAUCACAAAUCACGUGAGCCCAAUUCGUCCAAUCACAGACAGGCUAGAGGCGACAGGUGGAUAGAGUCAUCUUCAUCCUCAACUUGGACGUCUGGACACAGGGGUACGCACAGCAGGGGAGGCCGACUGCUGGAGCAGGACGAGGAGAAGAUCAGCAACUACGAGAUGGAGAUGAAGCCUUUACAGCCCAGAGACUCCACUACCCACAAGCCCCAUGGGCACGGGGAGGAGAGGCAUGGGCACAGCCACGGAGAGGGGCGUUCACACGGCGCGCCACGACAGAGGCAUAAGAACCGGGAUGGGAGGGAGGGGGGCAAGGACUCAACACACAAGGGGGACAGACAGGGGGAGAAAAUUGAUUCACGGCCACUACGGCGAGACCUCACCCUGUCACCCCCUCUGAAAUCCACCCCCAUCAUACCCGAGCGGCAGGACUUCAGCCUCACUCAGAGCAACGGAAACUCGGCCUACAGCUCCAUCCUGGUUGUCAUGGUGAUUCUGCUCAACAUUGGAGUGGCUAUUUUGUUUAUCCACUUUUUUAUUUAAAGACAGCAAUGCUUUCAGAGUCAACCUACCUAUGCUAGAAACACUACAAAAUAAUAAGAGUAUUACAGCAAAUCUGCUGCCCCUCCGUGUCCUGGCUAACAGAAGACCUGGACCAAGGAGAGCUCAGCCGGGCCGAAGACAGGGGAUCCCGGGCCGAGCCGGGUCCAGUCAGGGUGGAGGAAGAGCUGAUUCCAAAGAAUAGGACAGCAGGUUGGUCCAGGAAGGAUCCUGGUUGCAGGGAGUUAAGGUAGUCCAGAAAUUGGACGUGUGUGAGUUCUAACAGACCCACGCGGGCCACACUGGUCUGACUCUUCAGGCCAGUGCAUGUGCAGACAGGACUGAUGGAUUUUUUCAUUGUCAAAUCAUAGUUUUCAACAGGUUUGUAACUUCAGAUUUAUUUAUCGACAUUUUUUCUUCUCAUGUGCAAUACGUUGAUGGUUGUAUUGUUUAUUUUGACGCCCCCCCAAACCUCCUGCCUUUUACUUUCUCCGCCUGCCCGGCUGCUGUUACUGAUGGUUGGGGCUGUGGGUUUGAGCUCGGGACCAGAGGACUGUGUUCCACCUCCACACAUGCUCAUUCUUCAUGUCAUCGUGAAUCUGACAGUGAGUGUGUGUGGGAGCAGACAAGCCCACGCAGCAUGUGUGCAGAUGUGUAUUUGUACCAAACCGUGACGUGUGUGUGCAUGUUCUCCAAGUAGAAUAGUUGCUUCUCAUGCUGCUGAUGAAUUUUAUCAAAGCAUGUCGUGGGGAUGAAGCCACUGUAGUCACAUCAACCCACAAGUACAAGCUACCAGGUAUGUUCUUCACCUACAAACACAGCAGUCAGAGGACGGAGAUCCCUUUGAGUUAUACAUUUGAGAUGAAAGCUUCUUUGCAAAGUUUAGCUUAGAGGAAAUACUGCCUCGGAUCAGCCAUCCACAGUGCCCUGCAAAAGUAUUUUGAGUGAGUUUUCCACAUUUUGUCAAAUUACAACCAGAAACUUAAAUACGUUUUAUUAGGAUUUCAUGUGGUAGACCAACACAUAGAAACCCAUACACAUAAAGUGGAAGGAAAAUAAUACAUGGUUUUCAAUUUGUUUUUACAGAUACUGUGAAAGUCUGAAAGGUAUGUCAUGCAUGUGUUGAACUCCCCUUUACUCUGACAUCCCUAGAUAAAAUCCAGUGUAGCCAACUAUCUUCAGAUCUUCCCUGAUAACUAAAUAGAAUCCAAAACUAUGGAAUUUAAUCUGAAAAUAAAUCCAGGUGUUCUGUUUCUGGCCUCAGAGGUUUGUUUGGGAACAUUGGAGAACAAACAGCAACAUGAAGACCAAGACCAACAGCAGACAACUCAGGGAGAAAGUUGUGUAGAGGUUUAAAGAAAGUUUAUGAUUUAAAACAAUGUCCUAAGCUUUAAACAUCUAAUAGUGCUCUGUUCAAUCUAUCAUCUGAACAUGAAGAGAGGAUGGACCAACUGCAGACUCACAAAGACAUGGAUGUCCAUCUAAACUGAGCAAGGAGAGCAAUAAUGUGAGAAGCAGCCAAGGACCCGCAGAGAUCCAAAACUUAGGUGGGAGAAUCUGUCGAAACGAAAACUGUUAGUUGUGCACUUCAUAAAUUUGGUCUUCAUGGAAGGUGUCUAAUGCCAUUGUUGAAGGAAGUCCCAUUCAGUUUGCCAGUGUGGUGGAAAACUAACUGCACACCGCCCUGAACACACAAUCUCCCUUCCAAAACAUGGUGGUGGCAGCAUCAUGCUGCCUGGAAAAAGAUACUUCUAAAGACCUGAGACUGGGCAGAGAUUUAUCAUCCAGCACAGAACUCAAACUUACAGCCAGAAAUAAAUCAAAGCAUCUUCAUGUCUUAAGAUGACCCAGUCAAAGUCCAGACCUGAAUCAUUUUAAAAAUGUGGCAAAACUUCAAAACUGAGGUUCACAGACACGCUGCGUUGAAUCGGACUGAGCUUGAGCUGGUUUGUAACAAAGAGGUGGUCAAGAUCUCGGUCUCUACGUGUGCAAAGCUGGUGGAGACAUAACCCACAAGACUUGAAAGGUGGUUCUACAAAGUAUAGACUCGGUGGGUCUAAAUAAAAAUGCAUUUAUUAGGUUUUAUUUUUAAAAGUUUUAAGCAUUAUGUAUCAUUUUUCUUUAACUUCACAACUUUGUAUUGGUCUAUCACAUAAAGUCCUCAUAAAAUACAAUGAAGUGGUAUGAAUACUUCUGCAAACUACUGUUUGAACUUUAAACAACUAAACUGGUUUGGAAGACUUAAAACUACCAAACGAUUAAAAGACAAUAAUGCACUGUAUCAUCUUUGUUUUUGGUUCAUCUUGAAAGCAAAGCUUCAGAAGGACAUGUGUUGAGUUUGAAAGGAGUGUCUACUUGUUUCUGAGACAACCAGUUAACACUCUCUAACAACAACAGAUGAAGCUGAGACCCUGCUAAGCACCUAAGAGGAGAGUUUUGUUAUAAUUUAGUCUACACACAGGCCAGUGAUGACAGCAGAGCACAGAAGUGGUGGCAUCACAAGUGGAACGAUGGUGUUGCAGGUAGCUGCACGUCUGUCCAACUGUGAACACCAGCAGACCACCAACUAGCAUUUCAUACUUGACAGAGGGGGUCACAUUAUGGGUUUCCAUUAAACCAGGGGUUUCAUCGUGUAAUAACCUUAACCAAACCCAAACUGUGACCCCUAAAGAGCACCACUAAGUGCUGGUAUCUAUGAGACCAUCUCCAGUGUUCUGGAGGACUGUUGGAUGCUUCUGCAGCUGCCAGUAACACAGUUGCUUCACUCAUGUUGUCACCAAUAAUGCUCUCUGAUGUCGCUCUAGUCAUUGAAGCUCCUUGCAAAUCACAUAAUUUUACACACCCGUCAGAAGUCUGCAUCCGUACCAAUUUACAUGUUUUCUCUGCGUUUUGAAUCUUUAUAUGCAGGCAUUGCGACAUUGUCUUAUAGGAGCAAGUGUUGGUCCGGUCUGGACUCAGGACUUAACACAAAUUAAUUUAAUGCCAAUACUGUUAAAAUACUACUAUCUAUUUCUGUUCCUCACUGCAAAAAUAUCAACAGCAUCUGUUCUUCAUUUAGCUGCAUUUGUUCCCAUUCUUCUACCACAUCAUGUUCAAUACCAUCAGUAACAACUUCCAGGAAGGCUGAGAGGAUUUUGAUGGUUAUUGUUUUCUUUUUCAUUAUUUUUAAUAGUCCGACAGCAUUUCGUUAACUUCGGAUUGGAGCAGAAACUAGACUGUAGGUACAUUUCUGUUUUUUCUUCAACUUAUUACAACAUCAGCGGAGUCGGAUGUGCCUGCAGCCUGAUAGGCAGAACAAUAGAUUUUUAUUUUAUUCCGAAUCCCGGGAAACAUUUCCGAGGCUUUGCUGUAUGCCGUCAGCCUGGUGACGAUGCCCUGCGCCACCGUUUUAGUCUGCAGCAUGCUACAGCAUGUCAAGCUCUUUCUAUAGGUUUAAAUCUUUCUUUCUUUCUUUCUUUCUUUCUGGGAAAUACUCUGUUUUUGUUUUUCAGUUGUGUGGAGAAAAUAAUGAAAGUGUUUGAAAGAAAA
Girardinichthys multiradiatus is the source of this 7146-nucleotide messenger RNA. It is a transcript of the gene jph3b, whose product is annotated as junctophilin 3b. The transcript is spliced from 6 exons. Gene Ontology annotation, cellular component: plasma membrane; endoplasmic reticulum membrane; junctional membrane complex. Gene Ontology annotation, biological process: regulation of synaptic plasticity. The coding region runs from base 1228 to 3621 and encodes 797 amino acids. The record is from RefSeq and is a predicted model, not a curated record. Lineage: Eukaryota; Metazoa; Chordata; Actinopteri; Cyprinodontiformes; Goodeidae.